Messenger RNA from Triticum turgidum subsp. durum (durum wheat), 1575 nucleotides. Lineage: Eukaryota; Viridiplantae; Streptophyta; Magnoliopsida; Poales; Poaceae. The record is from the annotation of a GenBank genome assembly.
AUGGACACCGGGGUGCCUGCCUUUCCCAUGAGCCCGGUGAUGGCGGAGAUGUUCCGGCAGCUAGGCUUUGACCCGGAUCAGGUGGAGGGCUUCCUCGCCCACUUCCUCUCCUACACCCACUGCGCCCUCCCGGAGCCGCCCGUGACGGCCGACGCUCGCCUCUUCGCCCUCCUCCCCGACAACUCCGUCGACCACUUCAGCCGCCCCCCCGACGCGCUCCUCGGCAAUGUCGUCUCCCGCCUCCCCGUCAAGGACGCCGCGCGCACCGCCGCGCUCUCCCGGCGCUGGCGCGGGGUCUGGCGCUCCGCCCCGCUCGUCCUCGUCGACGCCCACGUCCACCCCGCGGGCACCGCGUACGCGCAGCGCGUCGCCUGCGCCGUCUCCCGCGUCCUCGCCGCGCACCCGGGCCCCUUCCGCUGCGUCCACCUCACCGAGUCCCCCCUGCUCACGGCCUGGCUCCAGAUCGUCGCCGGCAAGGGCAUCCAGGAGCUCACCCUCGUCAACCGCCCGUGGCCGCUCGAGAUCUUUCUCCCGUCCACCUUCUUCUUAGGCAUGGAAACCCUCACCCGACUCUACCUCGGCCACUGGAUCUUCCCCGUCACGGCCGACCUCCCGCGCGCCCCCUGCUUCCCCAACCUCCAUGAGCUCGGGCUCUGCGACGUCGUCAUGAAGACCGGGGAUUUGGACUUCAUCCUCGACAGGAGCCCCGUGCUGGAGACGCUAUCUCUCGAAGGGGGGAGGCUCGAGCAUUGCCUCCGCCUUGUCAGCCAAAGCCUCCGGCGCGUGCAGAUCAUCGGGUGCUCGGUUCAAGAAAUCUUCGUGGUGGACGCGCCGUGCCUUGAGCGGCUCAUCCAGUCGGGAGGCUGGUGCCCUGAAGACACUGACGGCAACUGCACCAGGCUAAAGAUUGGCCAUGCCCCCAUGCUGCACAUGUUGGGAUACUUGGAGUUGGAUUCAGGGCACGUCCUAGAGGUCGGCAAGACCAUCAUCAAGGCUGGGACAAGGGUGAGCCAGAGCACCAUGGUACCAAGCGUGGGGAUCCUGGCUUUGGAGGUGCGUUUCGGAGUCCGCAACGAUGCCAAGAUGGUUCCCAGUGUCCUCAGGUGCUUUCCGAAUGUCGAGACGCUCCACAUCAAGUCUGCGAAAACUGAUCGAUCCACUGGCAAGCUGAACCUGAAGUUCUGGCACGAGUGUGGUGACAUAGAGUGCAUCCGGUCGCGCAUCAAGCUGCUGGUUUUCCAUGAUUUCCGAGGGGGCCGAGGCGAGCUCGCCUUCCUCAAAUACUUCUUUGAGACCGCAUUGGUGCUGAAGAAGGUGGUGAUUCUGUUCGCCGUUGGCUUCGCUUCGACGGAGGAGGCGCGGUCCAAACUGUCGAGCUUGGGGUCGGUGAAACGGGCCAGCGAAACCUCUACAGUGCUGGUCACCGUACCUUCUGAUCCUAAAGAAGGUUCCAUUCGGAGCUUCAAAAUAGGAUCUCGGUUUUCUGCUGACGACCCUUUUGCAAACUACAGUACUAAAGUCACAGCAAGCGAACUGCAGUACCUACGUAGGAGUAUAUUUCAUCCUGCAAAGUAA